AUGUAACAUGAGUGUAACUGGUUUAUGUAUCUUUGUACCGUAACUGGCUUGUAUGUUAUUCGGUGCAGAUUUCGACCCGUUUAUACGAUAACCCAAAUCCAAGCGAGUCAAAACAAAACAAUCAGGAAGGGAAAAGAGAGAAGAGUUUGGUAGGGCAAAUCGAGCGUGAUGGAAGAAUUUGAGAAGAAGUUAUCAAUCAGAGACGACAGCGACGGCGAAGAAGAAGCUAAGAAGAAGGUGUCCACCGUCGAAUUGCUUCGCGAAUUCCUUGGAAUUCAGCAGCGCAGAGCAGAAGCAUACGCCAAGCUCAGAAUGGGGUUCGCCCGCUAUAUGGAGUCUUCGUCUUCCUCGGCCGAGUCCGCCUAUCAAAAGCUUUGCGGCGACGUCACCCAGGAAUUUAGUGAUUGCUCGAGACAAGUGCUCCACUUGGAAUCCCUCUUCCUGGGUCCUCAUUAUGACCGCCUUGAUUUGGCCCACCUCCUCAGAGCUGUUCAAACCCACGAGAAGCAGAAACUGAACCUGACGGCUACACUUCAGCUGUUGAAGAAGGCCGGCCGACCCUCGGAGCGGCUGGUGAGUCAUGAGAAUUGCAGGUUUGAGAAGCCAAUGGAGCAUCAGUGUGUCCAUCUCCAUGAAAUAACCGAAGCUGCUGGAACUGAGGAAGCUGAAGCCAAUGCCCAGUAUGAUAUUGAUCUCAAGGAAGCCAUUCGAGGGGUGCAGGACUCUGUCACUGCUAUAAAUGAACAUUUGGAAGAAGUCAGAUAUGAAAUUGCUGCCCAUGAAGCUGACUGAUUGGAGGAGGAGGCAUUACUGAUUUGUGACUCCCAGGGGUUGCUGUCAAUGAACUGUGGUUUCAUGUUUGCAGAACACAGGUCUAGUGCUUAAGUAGAUUUCUCGUCAGAAAUAGCACAUGAAAACAUGGUGAUAUUCCCCUAGAGGCUGAUUGGUUACCAUUUCGAUUUCAUGUUAUAGCUUAGAAAUCUAUCUAGUUUUUCUGAUAACAAAUUUUUGCUUGCUUUUUUGCUUAGCAGACUCUUCUCCUAUUUAGAUAUUGUGACUAUUCAAGGAGUGGCAAACAUAGGGUUUAAACUUAAGACUAUAAAAAGGAAUUGUUCACUUUCGAAUCAUUUUGCAUAUGUCGAUUGCUUGUCC
Messenger RNA from Fragaria vesca subsp. vesca, 1152 nucleotides. RefSeq lists its product as uncharacterized. The record is from RefSeq and is a predicted model, not a curated record. The transcript has 2 exons. Bases 169 to 792 code for a protein of 207 amino acids. NCBI's taxonomy places the organism in Eukaryota, Viridiplantae, Streptophyta, Magnoliopsida, Rosales, Rosaceae.